Molecule: messenger RNA, 1630 nt
Organism: Mycotypha africana
Lineage: Eukaryota; Fungi; Mucoromycota; Mucoromycetes; Mucorales; Mycotyphaceae
Product: acyltransferase-domain-containing protein
Exons: 5
Coding region: 278-1510 (410 amino acids)
Cellular component (GO): endomembrane system
Molecular function (GO): acyltransferase activity
Source: RefSeq, a predicted model, not a curated record
AUCAAAAUGAAAAAGCCACUGUAACGAUGAACUUUUUGCCGCUGGUUUUGAAAUUAAAGGGCAAAUCUGUGUUAGAAAAAAGUCACGACCUUAUUGUUCCUCUAUUGCUGGAACAGCAAAGAAACUUCACAAAUGAUUUUGAUUUACUAAUGGCAUGUCCCUUUACUUCUCUUUCUCAAAUUCUGUCUUUCUCGUUCCUUUACUCCCUUUAGAAUCAAAGUAUAAAAACAAAGUAUACUGCUUAAUUGAUAGGUCUAAUCAUUCAUAAAUUUACGACAUGGAAGUAUUGAGGAUUGUUUUGAAUGGUGUUCUCUGUUCAAUAACUCUUUGGACACAUACUACUUGUGUCGUCGCAGCGCAAUAUUUAUCACUGUUUAUUUGGCCAUUGUCAAAAGAUGUUUAUUACAAGUUUCAUGCGCAAAUAAUGCGUUUUUGGUCACAAAAUCUAUUUCAAACGAUGGAUUAUUUUGCACCUGGUGAAUUGAUUAUUACGUUCGAUAAGAGCUGUAUUAACAAUAAAGACAAGCAUUGCAAGAACGGCCAAGAGUCUGCCCUCAACAGUACGAAUAAUACUACGGAAACGAAUGAAGAGGAUGAAGUUUACCAAGAAGAGUUAGAGAAAUUGCUCACUCGUAAUAAUCAAGGUCAAGUUACCGGAAUAUCUUUCCCCGAAAAGCUUAUUAUGAUCGCAAAUCAUCAGAUUUAUGCGGAUUGGAUUUAUAUUUGGUUUAUUGCCUAUCUCUCAAAAGCCCAUGGCGCCAUCAAAAUCAUGUUGAAGCAUAGUUUAAGUUUAUUGCCAAUUUGGGGAAGGGGCAUGAAAUUCUUUGAGUUCAUCUUUUUAAAGCGUAGAUUGGAACAAGACAAGGAUAACAUUUUGGGAAUGUUGAAUUCCGCAAAGAGUAGAAAUAGACCUAUGUGGUUAGUGUUAUUUCCUGAAGGAACAGUUAUUUCUGACAAUACUCGUUUAAAAUCCAAAAAUUAUGCCACAAAGCUCGGAAUGGACGAUUUCAAGUUUACACUUUUGCCGCGAAUCACUGGUUUGUUAAUGUGCAAAGAAACAUUAAAAGACAGCGUGGAAUGGUUAUAUGACCUCACUAUCGCCUACCCUGGUAUCAAACCCGGUGAAAAUCCUGAAGAUGUUAUGACCAUGAAACGCAUAUUCUGUGAAGGCAAUGGCCCUCAUGAAAUUCAUAUUCAUGUUCAACGCUAUCGUUUAGCUGAUUUACCUUCUGAUACUGAGGGUUUUUCUAACUGGUUAUUAGAAAGGUGGACAGAAAAGGAUAAACGAAUGAUCUACUUUAACGAGCAUGGUAAAUUGCCUGAGGAGCAUGAUAUUGGUAUAGGAGAAGAUGAACGGUUAUUCAAUGGCAACACUGUAAAAAUUCCCAUCAAAUUGCAGAAUCCGUUGAAAGAAUGUUAUGGUUAUUUACUAUACUUAGUUUUUUACAUACCUUUAUACUAUAUCGCUUCUUACACGAUCCGUUACAUUUAUCAUCUUAUUGCUCAAUAAUUAAUUCUCUUUUUGCUAUAACAUUUAUAAGCAGUUAUACUGUUUCUAUACAUGCAUUGUCGUCUGCUGCUAGACUACUACUACACUACUACUACUUGUAAUUUUAAACUCAUAUUUGAC